Messenger RNA from Eruca vesicaria subsp. sativa (arugula), 1898 nucleotides. The record is from the annotation of a GenBank genome assembly. Lineage: Eukaryota; Viridiplantae; Streptophyta; Magnoliopsida; Brassicales; Brassicaceae.
CGUAGGUGUACCAACUUCCGCCGAGCUCUUUGAUUAUAAAGGAACUCAAACGGCUUCACUCUCCACUAAAAACUUGCCUUCCUCAUCAGAUCUGAAUCCAAACUUGUCUUCUCAGAUUCAUCAUAAUGGCUCCCUCUAACUACGAUGGAAUCCUCCUCGGAAUGGGAAACCCUCUCCUCGAUAUCUCUGCCGUCGUCGACGAGGAAUUUCUCACCAAAUAUGACGUCAAGUUGAACAAUGCGAUUCUCGCCGAGGAAAAACAUUUGCCUAUGUAUGAUGAGAUGAGUAGCAAGUUCAAUGUUGAAUACAUUGCCGGAGGUGCCACUCAGAACUCAAUCAAAGUGGCUCAGUGGAUGCUUCAAAUUCCUGGGGCUACCAGCUACAUGGGUUCCAUUGGAAAGGACAAAUACGGUGAGGCUAUGAAGAAGGAUGCUACUGGUGCUGGUGUCAAUGUUCACUACUAUGAAGAUGAGACAGCACCUACUGGAACUUGCGGUGUCUGUGUUGUUGGUGGAGAGAGGUCGCUUAUUGCGAAUCUUUCUGCUGCUAACUGCUACAAGGUUGAGCACCUUAAGAAGCCUGAAAACUGGGCUUUGGUUGAGAAGGCCAAGUUCUACUACAUUGCUGGAUUCUUCCUCACAGUGUCCCCCGAAUCCAUUCAGUUGGUAUCUGAGCACGCUGCUGCUAACAACAAGGUGUUCACAAUGAACCUCUCUGCUCCAUUCAUCUGUGAAUUCUUCAAAGAUGCGCAGGAGAAAUUCUUGCCAUACAUGGACUUUGUUUUUGGCAAUGAGACAGAGGCAAGAACCUUCUCCAAGGUUCAUGGCUGGGAGACAGAAGAUGUGGAACAAAUAGCCAUCAAGAUUUCACAGCUCCCCAAGGCCACAGGAACAUACAAGAGGACCACUGUGAUUACACAGGGAGCAGACCCAGUGGUUGUUGCCGAAGAUGGAAAGGUGACCAAAUACCCUGUGAUCCCUCUCCCAAAGGAGAAGCUUGUUGACACCAACGGUGCAGGUGAUGCAUUUGUGGGAGGAUUCAUGUCACAAUUGGUGAAAGAGAAAUCAAUUGAGGAGUGCGUGAAGGCUGGAUGCUACGCGUCAAACGUGGUGAUCCAAAGAUCUGGCUGCACUUACCCUGAGAAGCCCGACUUCAACUAAAUCAAUACAGUGCAAUUCUCUGCUUUGUGAUAUCUUCCAAAUAAAAAUUAAGCAUCUUUGAUUCAACAUACUCUCAACGAUUAUUUCCCGAGUGUUUUUUGGAUUUAUUUUUGUUUUAUCACCUUUUAUUAUCAUAAUCAUUGUUACUUAAAUAUCAUUAUUACUACAUAGCGAUUGAGGAAAAAAAAACAUACAGUCUUGCUUCUUAAUAUAAAGUAAGAUAUGUUGAUGCAAUGCAAUCAAUAAGGCUUUAUAGCAGCUACUUACUAAAAAUGGCUCAUAUUACAAAACGUCUGCAUAAGCUCUCUACAUAGAUCUCAAGAGGAACUCGUUACAUUAGCCACAAACCUAAACCAUUAGAAACCUCUUAUCGAAUUAGAGACUCAUAAAGAUCAAGAGUCAAGACUAACGGGGAGAAGCGCAACGGAGGACCUCGAGGAAGAGAGUUUCUUCGCAAGGAAUACAGAGCUUAGAAUCUCCGGAAGUGAAAUCAUCGUAAACUUCCUCUUUUGCUUGAUCAAGCAAAGCCCUGAUGGUGGGAUCGUGAAGCAACGUGAUCUUGAUCACGAACCUCUUGUAACUCUCCUCUUCUUUGCCUACGUACACCACCAAGUGUCCCUUUGGUACGUCAUGUGGUAUAUGAGGUUUCUCCCGAUGUUUGGUUACUCUGCUAGACAUUUGCUUCCAUGCUGUUGUGAUCAGCUUGCUCUUCUUUAUCAUGAUUAUGAUUAUGAGAGA